Molecule: messenger RNA, 2130 nt
Organism: Chanos chanos (milkfish)
Lineage: Eukaryota; Metazoa; Chordata; Actinopteri; Gonorynchiformes; Chanidae
Gene: p3h2
Product: prolyl 3-hydroxylase 2
Exons: 15
Coding region: 1-2040 (679 amino acids)
Biological process (GO): collagen metabolic process
Cellular component (GO): endoplasmic reticulum
Molecular function (GO): procollagen-proline 3-dioxygenase activity; iron ion binding; L-ascorbic acid binding
Source: RefSeq, a predicted model, not a curated record
AUGGAUGUAAACAGUUUAAUCUUUGGCAUUUUGACUUUUAUCUCGCACAUACCGCUGUUGACAACAGCCGUCUUGGAACCGUACGACUUGCUCUAUGACAAUGGGGUAGAGGCUUUCUACAGAGGAGACUAUAAAGAAGUCGUGAAGUACAUGGAGAAAGCGCUGAGCAGUUUCACAGAACUGCGUCAAACCAAAACCCGGUGCCGGCUGAAAUGUAAGGACCGGCAUCGUUUCGACGGCUACAAAUCUGACCUGCAGUUCUUUGACACUCUACUCCGGAGAGCUUCGUGCCUGAAUAAAUGCAUUGAAAGCAAAAUUGGACCCCAGUCUAUGCACAAAGUUAGCGAGGAUGUCAUCCAAGACUUCCACAGAAGAAUCCCAUACAACUAUCUCCAGAUGGCGUACUACAAGCUGAAGCAGGUGGAUAAAGCUGCAGCUGCAGCUCACACCUAUUUCCAGGCGAACCCCGAGCACGUGGAGAUGGGGCAGGACCUGGAGCAGUACAAGGCCCUGGACGGGGUGAGGGAGGAGCACUUCGUCGACAGAGAGGCCCGCCCACAUCAGAGGGCUUUUUCCGAGGCGGUGAAGUUUUACGAUAAAGGCGACUAUGGCAGAGCCAUCGAGCUGUUUGAGGAGGCCCUGACCGAGUACUACAGCGCGGACGUGGAGUGUCGGGCGCUGUGCGAGGGACCGCAGCGGUUUGAGGAACAGGACCACGUCCUGUAUCGGUACAGCCUUUACGAACUCAUAUCGGAUCACUACACGCAGGUUCUGCACUGUGAGCACGAGUGUGUCCGUGACCUGGCCACCCGCCCUGGGCGCCUGUCCCCCAUGGAGAACUACCUCCCCCUGCACUAUGACUACCUGCAGUUUGCCUAUUUCCAUGUGGACCGAAUCGAAGAGGCACUGGCUUGUGCCCAGUCCUAUCUGCUGUUUCAUAAGGGAAAGGACUUUAUGACGGAUAAUGUGGAAUAUUACAGAGAGGUCCUAGGAUAUGACGUUGAACCACGUGAGGAAGCUGUAUUUUACAUCAGACGGCACAAACAGGAGUUAGACCUUCUCUUACUUGGCAGCGAGAAUCUAGGGGUGACCUACGCUGAAUCGAACUAUUGGAGCAGCACAGGUGGGAGAGAGGAUGCUAACAGGACGCCGUCUGGCACAGAUGGCUGGUUGGAGUAUGUUCCUAUAUCGGAGAAGAGAAACGUGUCCACAGUGGGUGCACAGGAGCUGAGAGAAGGAGGGCCACUGCUGUAUGAUGGUGUCCAGCUGGUUCAGAAUUCUGAGGCUCUUAACGGAACUCAGAGAGUUCUCCUUGAUGAUGUCAUUUCUGAAGAAGAGUGUUCUGAGCUAAGGGACUUGGCACAUACUGUUACCAUGGCUGGAGAUGGUUACCGUGGAAAAAUGUCUCCUCAUACGCCCAAUGAGAAAUUUGAAGGAGCAACUGUCCUGAAAACACUUCAGUACGGGUAUGAGGGGCGUGUCCCUUUGAGAAGUGCCCGCCUCUUUUAUGACGUCAGCGAGAAAGCCAGGCGAAUCAUCGAGUCAUACUUCAUGCUCAACUCCACCCUGCAUUUCUCUUACACUCACCUGGUCUGCAGAACAGCUAUCACAGGUCAGCAGGAUCAUAGGAACGACCUGAGUCACCCCAUCCAUGCAGAUAACUGUCUGCUGGACCCUGAGGCCAAUGAGUGCUGGAAAGAGCCUCCUGCUUACACCUACAGAGACUACAGCGCUCUGUUAUAUCUGAAUGGGGACUUUGAAGGGGGAGAGUUUAUUUUCACUGAAAUGGACGCCAAAACAGUAACAGCGUCGGUGAAACCCAGGUGCGGCCGGAUGGUGGGGUUUUCGUCCGGAGGGGAGAACCCGCAUGGCGUCCGUGCCGUCACUAGGGGUCAGCGUUGUGCCGUGGCACUCUGGUUCACUCUGGAUCCUCUCUACAGAGAGCUGGAGCGACUCCAAGCCGACGAGGUGAUGCAGGCACUUGACAAUCAGGACCAGUGGAAUCAGGGACUCCAGAUAAACCCGAAAGAUGAGCUGUAGUGAGAGAGAGAGAGAGAGAGAGAGAGAAAGAGAGAGAGGGGGCGAGAGAGAGCGAGACAGAGAGAGAUCGAAUCUAUUUCAGAAACCUAA